AAAGAUUCAUGCAAUAUGAAGGGAUGAAAUGCAUAACGUAGUUUUUAUUAUGUACAUAUGUUGUUGCUAGUGUAAGUGGAGGAAAACUUAUAUUGAUGCACGUUUUCUUCAAUAAAAUCCUGACUUCAAAGAAUGCAUAAAAUAUAAAUCGUUAAAAAUCCUUCAUUUUUGAAUUUUAAGAAACACGGAUCUGAAUCGGUACUAUUUUGAUGAAAUGUUUUCUGAAAUUACGGAUUGAUGAAGAGAACGGAAAUGCAUCUCUUGGGAUUUUCAAGAGGUUGUUACGUAUUAUGUUAACCUUUGGUGAAGGUUUUGUUUUUAAGAUGACAAGUAUUGCUUACAGCUUUAUGAACAAUAAAAGUACUGGAUAUAACAAUGAUAGUGAAAAUAGCAGACGGUGUACAGAAGUUUUUACCGGAAGUAAGAAUCGUAGUGUUAGCGUUAGUGACGUCACAUCAAGAGGUGGGACAUACCCAAAACAACAUAGAAGGAGAUCAUCAAAAAAUCGACGGCAUCCAAUAAAAGCAAAAGUACAGAUCUGUGUACAAUUUUUCAAAGUUGGUGAGAUUGACACUUUAAAGGAGCAAUUUACGGCAGACGUUAUCGUAAAAGCAAAAUGGCGGGAACCUACACUAGACGGUCAAAACAAGUCGGCAGAAAAUGUAGAUUUUUCCAAAAUCUGGAAUCCGAAACUGUAUAUAGAAAAUUCAUACGGCGACCCUAAAGAGCAGAUGCGGUAUCGUAUAUUGUAUAAUGAUAAAGGGGAUGCAUAUAUAUCAGAGAAAAGGGUCAUCAAGGGAACAUUCAUGGAAAAUCUGGAAUUGGACGACUUUCCUUUUGACGUGCAGGAUCUGACUGUGACGGUAGUGUCCGAGUUACCAUCGUACGAAGUGGAAUUAAUAGAAGAUGAAACUGACCACCACGUGGUAAAUAGACAAUCAUUUGUUGAUGAACAAGAGUGGUUUUUAUACAUGCACACUGAGUGUUCUCGGAAAGAUAUAGUGAUAGAUCAGGCGGACAAUAGUAUAAGACGAUCUGCUCUAUCAGUUAAGUGUAGAGCCGCUCGAAGACCGGGUUAUUUUGUGUGGAAUAUAUUUAUGGUAACGUUCCUGAUAUGUACCUUAUCCUUCGCAACAUUCUCAGUGGAAAAAGAAAAGCCAGAAAAUCGGCUGCAGCUUUCGUUUACUCUUAUACUGACCGCAGUAGCAUUCAAGUCAGUGGUAAACAACAGUUUACCUAGAAUAUCUUAUUUGACAUAUAUGGAUAAAUAUUUGUUGGCAGCUAUGAUAAUGUUGACAGUAGUGUGUUGUUGGCAUGCUAUUGUGACAACAUUACCAGAUGCGUCACGUGACAUUGUUGAAAUUUACGUUCUGUCAAUCCUGGCUGUGAUAUACUUUAUUUAUAAUAUUGGAUUUUUAAUUAUGAUAUAUUUAUUUCCAUGGCGAAAGCGACGGACUAUGGUACAAAAAGAUAGGGAUUACAGGGAAGGGCUUCUAUUUAACUCCAAAUUUUGAAUGGCAAUGGCGAUGUCAUUUGUACACAAUAUGAUUAACUCAGAGGAUACAAUGAACCAAGAAAUAGAAGAUGACCUACUUCAAAUUAGUCGUCAAAUCGAGAAAUUGAUGACAAUGCUUUUCUGGAUCUGAUGAUGACUUCAAACUAACUAUCACCAACAACGAAUGAAUGGUCGUCAAGCUUUGGAACAAUUGUGGAGUCAAAAUUUGAGGUUAAUUUCUGAUCCAUAUACCAGUCAAACCGUAAUAUAUAUACCGUUUCCAGUUCAAAGCAGAUUUAUAUGUACCGAUUCCAGUUCAAACAAGAUCAACAUACAAAAUCCAGUUAAAACCAGAUUUAUGUACCGAUUCCAGUUUAAACCAGAUCAACAUACCAAAUCCAGUUAAACCAUGAUCUUUAUAUCGAGUCAAGUUAGUAUCAGAUAUCGAAACCGGUUCCUGUUAAAAAAAAGACUAAUAUACCGAUUGUAGUUAACACCAGUUCAGUAUACCAAUUCAAGAUCUUUUUUUAGUUUGGUUAAAACCAGUUAUAUAUACAGAAUUAAUUUAAAACCAGUACUCCUUAAUAUCAAUAUCUUAUAUAUUUUCUUAAUAAUAAUGUCCAACCAACUUCUUUUUAAACAAGUUUGUAAUAAUGUAUAAUAUUGGCACGAGUUCAGCAAAAUUGGAUUAAGUGUUAUUUUUUUUUUUAAAUAUAAUCGAAUCUUAAAAUGGUAGAAGAGAAUCUAAAAACAAUUUUAAUCGUAUUAACUAUUGUAAAAAAAACAUUAUUGUUGUCAAUAUAUUGUUAAUGUAAUGGACCAUUUCAGAGAUAUUGUUAUGAAUUUCUGACUUGGUCUUUUAUGCGUCAAAAGAUCUAAUAAAUUCAAUCUUAUUCUU
Molecule: messenger RNA, 2393 nt
Organism: Mytilus trossulus (common blue mussel)
Lineage: Eukaryota; Metazoa; Mollusca; Bivalvia; Mytilida; Mytilidae
Product: cys-loop ligand-gated ion channel-like
Exons: 8
Coding region: 210-1514 (434 amino acids)
Biological process (GO): signal transduction; chemical synaptic transmission; nervous system process
Cellular component (GO): synapse; plasma membrane; neuron projection
Molecular function (GO): neurotransmitter receptor activity; extracellular ligand-gated monoatomic ion channel activity; transmembrane signaling receptor activity
Source: RefSeq, a predicted model, not a curated record